UCCGGCGCGCUGCGCUCGGACGGUAGGGGGCGCGCAGCCGCCGCACCUCGGCCAGCUCGGCACCUUUGGGGGCCUGUGCGGCCCGGUGUGACUGGAAGGAAAAUGGAGCAAGAAGCCUAGCCUGAGGGGUAGCUCUUACCCCUCUGACCGAGGUCCUGCAGCUUUCGCCGCUAGGAGCCUCCUUCUCCUCCAGACCUAGUACUUCCGAGCGCCCCGGCAGCCUGGGCCCGGCGAGUGGAAUGGUGGCCGAGGCCCAAGGCGUCGGGCUUCCGCGCGCCCCGUGACGGGAACUAGGGAGCCUCGAGGGACGGCUCCCUCACCCACCCCGCCGACUCCAGGCGCGGCAACCCCCAAUUAGUGAGCAGCAGCUGUAUUCACUGGCUGUUUGAGAGGGAGAACCUGUGGUCACCGACCUGUAGCAUUUUCUGCUGAUCUAGGCAAAUGUGCAAUACCAACAUGUCUGUGUCUACUGAUGGUGCUGUAAGCACCUCACAGAUUCCAGCUUCGGAACAAGAGACCCUGGUUAGACCAAAGCCAUUGCUUUUGAAGUUGUUGAAGUCUGUUGGUGCACAGAAGGACACCUAUACUAUGAAAGAGGUUAUAUUUUAUCUUGGCCAGUAUAUUAUGACUAAACGAUUAUAUGAUGAGAAACAACAGCAUAUUGUGUACUGUUCAAAUGAUCUUCUAGGGGAUUUGUUUGGAGUGCCAAGCUUCUCUGUGAAAGAGCACAGGAAAAUAUAUACAAUGAUUUAUAGAAACUUGGUGGUAGUCAAUCAGCAGGAACCAUCAGAUUCAGGCACAUCUGUGAGUGAAAACAGGUGUCACCUUGAAGGUGGGAGUGUUCAGAAGGACCUUGUGCAAGAGCUACAGGAAGAGAAACCUUCAUCUUCAGAUUUGGUUUCUAGACCAUCUACCUCAUCUAGAAGGAGAGCAGUUAGUGAGACAGAAGAAAAUUCAGAUGAAUUACCUGGUGAACGACAAAGAAAGCGCCACAAAUCUGAUAAUAUUUCCCUUUCCUUUGAUGAAAGCCUUGCUUUGUGUGUAAUAAGGGAGAUAUGUUGUGAAAGAAGCAGUAGCAGUGAAUCGACAGGGACUCCAUCAAAUCCGGAUCUUGAUGCUGGUGUAAGUGAACAUUCAGGUGAUUGGUUGGAUCAGGAUUCAGUUUCAGAUCAAUUCAGUGUAGAAUUUGAAGUUGAGUCUCUUGAUUCAGAAGAUUAUAGCCUUAGUGAAGAAGGACAAGAACUCUCAGAUGAAGAUGAUGAGGUAUAUCGAGUUACUGUGUAUCAGGCAGGGGAGAGUGAUACAGAUUCAUUUGAAGAAGAUCCUGAAAUUUCCUUAGCUGACUAUUGGAAGUGUACUUCAUGCAGUGAAAUGAAUCCUCCCCUUCCACCUCAUUGCAACAGAUGUUGGGCCCUUCGUGAAAAUUGGCUUCCUGAAGAUAAAGGGAAAGAUAAAGGGAAAAUGUUUGAGAAAGCCAAACUAGAAAACUCAGCACAAGUAGAAGAGGGCUUUGAUGUCCCUGACUGUAAGAAAUCUACAGUGAAUGAUUCCAAAGAAUCAUGUGUUGAGGAAAAUGAUGAUAAGAUCACACAAGCCUCCCUAUCCCAAGAAAGUGAGGACUAUUCUCAGCCAUCAACUUCUAAUAGUAUCAUUUAUAGUAGCCAAGAAGAUGUCAAAGAGUUUGAGAGGGAAGAAACACAAGAUAAAGAAGAAAGUGUGGAAUCUAGUUUUCCUCUUAAUGCCAUUGAACCUUGUGUGAUUUGCCAAGGUCGACCUAAAAAUGGUUGCAUCGUCCAUGGCAAAACAGGACAUCUUAUGGCAUGCUUUACAUGUGCAAAGAAGCUAAAGAAAAGGAAUAAGCCCUGCCCCGUAUGCAGACAACCAAUUCAAAUGAUUGUGCUAACUUAUUUCCCCUAGUUGAACUACCUAUAAAAGUAGAAUUAUAUAUUUCUAACUAUAUAAGCCCCAAGAUUUAGAUGUGAAAUUUAUUUUUAUUUUUUUAACUGUAUCAAAGCAAGAAAGUAUCUUACUACAUGUAGAUUUCUCCCACUAGUGAAUAGUUACUUCCUUUUAGGAAAAUGCCCCUUCUGUUGAUAUUUUAUGUUUGGGUCUUAAUGUAAUUUGGGUUUGGAUAUAGAGUUCAUCCUUUACCCCUCUGCCCCCCCCCCUUUUUUUUGGGCUGCACUGCUCCGCAUGUGGAUCUUAGUUCCCCAACCAGGGAUCAAACCCGCACCCCCUGCAGUGGUAGUGCAGAGUCUUAACCACUGUACCAUCAGGGAAAUUCCUACUGCUCGUUAUUUAAAAUAAUUUCCACUUUUGUCUUAAAUGAGGAGUAUCUGACCUUUUAAAAAAUAUAUAAGCAGGACAUUUAAAUGUAACUUAUUCAGUACCUUUCAUGUAAGGAGGAAAAGUUCGUGUGAAAGAUUUAAUAUUUAAAUUUUAUAUACUCUUAAACUUUUCAAUCCUUAGUUUCUCUAGUCUUUCAGAGCCUCUUAAAAUAUAAUAAGUCCCCUACAGGGCUUCCCUGGUGGCGCAGUGGUUGAGAGUCCGCCUGCCGAUGCAGGGGACGCAGGUUCGUGCCCCGGUCCAGGAAGAUCCCACAUGCCGUGGAGCGGCUGGGCCCGUGAGCCAUGGCCGCUGAGCCUGCGCGUCCGGAGCCUGUGCUCUGCAACGGGAGAGGCCACGACACUGAGAGGGCCGCGUACCGCAAAAAAAAAAAAAAAAAAAAAAAAAGUCCCCUACAUACGAACCUUCAAAUUGCUAACUUUCAAAGAUGCGAACGUGAGCUGGCAUGUUACAAAAGUUCACGUGAGUGGAGUACAUUGUCACGCGCGUGCAUCCCCUACAAAUGGUUGUGCUUUUGUGUACUUUACUGUGUAGAGUACAGUAGUAUAGUAUCUUUAUUUCAAGCCCAGGAUGUCUGGAAGCAAGCAUAAAAGCAGCAGUGAUGUAGCUGGUACUGCUGAUGGAAACAAAAGUGAAAAUAAUUGAGAGAGUGGAGUGACGAGGAAGAAGUAACAGAAGAACCAAAGAGAUUCAUGACGCAGAAAAUGGCAAGGGUUUUUUCUUUAUUUGAGGAGGCACUGUUAGUUUUUGAGGCACAGGUUCCGAACGUAGAGCGGUACACGAAGGUUGCAGCAGCCGUUCAGAAUGCAAUCCAGUGCUACUGUGUUAUCUAUGAGGAGAAAAAGAGCUACUACCCAGACAUCAUGGGAUCGUUUUUUCAACAGGGUAGGUAGAAUUGAAUCCAGCAAGGAACCAGAACCGGUGCCAUCAACGUCAGGUGUGAGUGAAAUUGCAGCUUGCCCUCCAUCUCCUGUUGCUGACAGUCCUUCAGCUCUGUCAUACCUCUUCUCCCUCCUCCAGUCAGUAACUCUUCUUGCCUGUUCACUCGAUGCCAGCCCCUGUAUGCCAGCUGUUGUACUGUACUACUGUACUUUUCAAGGUACUGUACUGUAAGAUUAAAAAUGUUUUCUUUA
Molecule: messenger RNA, 3479 nt
Organism: Mesoplodon densirostris (Blainville's beaked whale)
Lineage: Eukaryota; Metazoa; Chordata; Mammalia; Artiodactyla; Ziphiidae
Gene: MDM2
Product: MDM2 proto-oncogene
Exons: 12
Coding region: 442-1917 (491 amino acids)
Biological process (GO): negative regulation of apoptotic process; regulation of cell cycle
Cellular component (GO): nucleus
Molecular function (GO): identical protein binding; ubiquitin protein ligase activity
Source: RefSeq, a predicted model, not a curated record